AAUCGGGCAUAAAGCCGUUGUGUUGUCAGACAGAAGAAAAGAGAGAUUUUUGUUUUUUUCAAUUUGGGAAAUUAGGGUUCCAAAUUGUUGUUGUUGUUAGUUUCAAUUUCAAACUAUGUUCACGCCACAGAAGAAACAGUGGAUGUCACCGGCGAUGACGACGCCGAGAAGCGAGAAGCACAAAAUCGGCGGUGUUACUAACCCAAGGACCGAUGAUGACCUUGUAAUUUCGACUCUUCCGCCGCUUCCGAUUGGAUCACUCACCGGAGAAGUCGUUUCUCGAGUUCAGGUUGAUGAUACGACGGAUAUGGGUGAUUGGAGAAGGUUUAGGGAGGUGGGUUUGUUGAAUGAGGCUUCGAUGGAGGAGAAAGAUAGAGAAGCUCUUCUUGAAAAGGUCUCGACGCUCGAAAAAGAGUUAUAUGGCUACCAGCACAAUAUGGGGCUUCUUCUCAUGGAGAACAAAGAGUGGGCUUCGAAGCAUGAACAGCUUAAUCAGGCAUUCCAAGAAGCUCAAGAAAUCCUUAAAAGGAAACAGUCGUCACAUCUCUAUGCGUUGACGACUGUCGAACAACGUGAAGAAAACUUGAGAAAAGCCUUGAGUCUUGAAAAGCAAUGUGUGGAAGAGCUUGAAAAGGCUCUUCGUGAAGUUCAAGAAGAGAAUAGCGAGACAAGGCUCACUUCUGAAGCUAAAUUAGCUGAAGCAAACGCUCUGGUUGCUAGUGUUAACGGGAGAUCUUCAGACGUGGAAAACAAGAAUUACUCUGCCGAAAGCAAACUCGCAGAGGCAACUAGAAAGAGCUCCGAGCUGGAAAUGAGAUUGAAGGAAGUGGAGACUCGUGAAAGUGUUCUGCAACAAGAGCGUGUUUCAUUUGCUAAAGAGCGAGAAUCAUAUGAAGGGACUUUCCACAAGCAAAGAGAGUACCUUCAUGAAUGGGAGAAAAAGCUUCAACAAAAGGAAGAAUCAAUGUCUGAGCAAAAAAGAAGCCUGAAUCAAAGAGAGGAAAAGAUUAAUGAAAAAGAAAACAAACUGAAGCUGAAAGAAAAGGAACUUGAAGAAUCCAAUAAAAAAGUUCAUUUGUCUAUGUCUAAGUGUAAGGAAAGCGAAGAGGACAUAGCUAAACGAUUAGAAGAAUUGACUACAAAAGAGAAUGAAGCUCACAUACGCCACAGUGUGCUAGUGAAAAAGGAAAAGGAGUUACAAGCAUUUGAUGAGAAGCUCAUUGCUAGAGAAGGGACAGAAAUUCAAAAGCUUAUUGAUGAUCAGAAAGAGGCAUUGGCUGCUAAGAUGCUGGAAUUUGAAGUGGAAUGUGCGGAAAGAAGAAAAUCUCUCGACAAGGAACUCCAAAGGAAGAUAGAAGAACUUGAACGAAAGAAAGUUGAAAUUGAUCACAGUGAGGAGAAGCUCCAGAAAAGGAGUCAAGCAAUGAAUAAGAAGUUUGACCGAGCGAAUGAAAAGGAGAUGGACCUCGAAGCAAAGUCAAAAACUAUUAAAGAAAAAGAAAAAAUCAUACAAGCUGAGGAGAAAAAGUUAAGUUUGGAAAAGCAACAGUUGCUUUCUGAUAAGGAUAGUCUGGAAGACUUACAGCAAGAAACUGAAAAAAUCCGAUCUGAGAUGAUGAAAAAGGAGGAAUGGAUCCAAGAAGAAUGCAAAAGUCUUGAAAUCAAGAAAGAAGAGAGGGAAGAAUACUUGAGACUGCAGUCCGAACUCAAGUCCCAGAUAGAGAAAUGUAGACUCCAUGAGGAGUUUCUUUCUAAGGAAGUUGAAAAUCUGAAGCAAGAGAAAGAGAGAUUUGAAAAGGAGUGGGAAAUAUUGGAUGAAAAGCAAGCAGAAUACAGUAAAGAGCAACUAAGAAUGUCUGAAGAAAAAGCAAAGUUUGAGAGGUUUCAACAGCUGGAAGGAGAAAGAUUGGAAAAAGAAGAGAGUGCUUUGAGGGUACAGAUAAUGCAGGAAUUGGAUAAUAUUAGACUGCAGAGGGAAUCAUUUGAAGCCAAUAUGGAACAUGAACGCUCAACUUUACAUGAAAAAGCCAAACUUGAGCAAUCUAAGGUGAUUGAGGAUCUUGAAAUGAUGAGAAGGAAUCUUGAAAUUGAACUUCAGAAAAGGAAAGAACAAGACGAGGAAGAUCUACAAACCAGACUGACUGAGUUCGAGGACAAAAGAAUGAAAGAGCUUAGUGAUAUCAAUCACCAGAAGCAGGCUUUGAAUAGGGAGAUGGAAGAAAUGGUGUCCAAAAGAAGUGCUCUCCAAAAGGAUAGUAAAGAGAUUGCAAAGCACGAAAAGAAACUGAAAGAGCAGCAAUUAGAGAUGCAUAAUGACAUCACUGAACUUAGUACACUCAGCACCAACCUCAAGAAACGUAGGGAAGUGUUUGCCCGUGAAAGAUCUCGCUUUCUAGCAUUUGUUCAAAAGCUCAAGGUAUGUGGGAAUUGUGGGCAACUGGCGAAUGAGUUUGUACUCUCUGAUCUCCAACUACCAUAUAAUGAAGAAGAAGCUAUACUACCACCUAGUAGAGUUCUGAGUGAUCUUCCAGGGAGCUCUGAUGCGUCUGACUCUUGUAAUAUUAAGAAAUCUCAAGACGGAGAUGCCUCUGGAAGUGGGGGAUCUAGAAGGCCCAACAUGUCGUUACUGCAGAAAUGCACUUCAAUAAUUUUCUCACCAAGUAAAAGAGCUGAACAUGGGAUUAACACAAGCAAGUCUGACCAGCGUCCAUCUUCCUCAGUGGCAGUUAAUAUGGAAACAAAAUGUGAAAAGCCUCCGCCAAUUGAUCUUCAACCACUUCCAUCUAGUAGCUCAAUUCCGGAGGAGGAUGAGGAAUAUACAGACAGUAGAGUACAAGAAAUUUCUGAGGGUUCUCAGCUGUCUGAGCUUCAAAGUGCGAGGCACGGACGUGGCAGACCUAGAAAAACCAAAGCUCCUUUGAAUCAUAAAAGUUCGGUCAAGCAUGCAGGCCCUGAAGAAUCAUUUAAAGAUGAAUUGAGUGGUCGUGUGUCUGUUACUAGCGAGAAGACAGCAGGUGGAGGUGGAAGGAAAAGACAGCAUAUUGAGGAUACUGCUACGGGUGGACAACGCAAGAGACAACAGACAGUUGGUGUCUUACCACAAACCCCUGGCCAAAGACGCUACAAUCUGAGGCGGAACAGGACUGUAGACCAAGAUCCAGCAGAUGUUGAAGAUAAGGCAUUUGGUGGUGAAGAUGAUGAAGACAUUGUUCCCUCUGCGCCAUCAAAGGACAAUGUGGAAGAAACUUGUGAAUCGGUGGUGGAGUCACUUCGAGCUAGAAGAUUACAAACUUCAGAAGUUAAGGUGGAGAGAGUUGUGAUGGUUGAAACAUUGGCAGAUGUUAUUACUGCUGAUAACAAUGGGGGUGUUUCAGUUGCAAAUGCGGAACCAAUAGCUAAUAUCACGAUGAGCCAUGAAGAUGAUCAGAACCGGAGAACAGCAAAUGAGGAACAUGAAGAUGGAGAUGAAGAAGAAGAUGAAGUGCAAGAUGAUGAUGAUGAAUCACCAAGACCCGGUGAAGGAUCCAUAAGAAAGAAGCUUUGGACUUUUCUCACUACAUAACCAUGUCACGUGGAUGAUCUAGGAGAUGUUACUUUCACAUUUAUUUUGUAAAACCAUUUGUAGCUUCGUGGAUCCAAAGAAAACCUUUUGGUAGGGGGUGAAGUACUAAAGUUAGAGAAUUUAGAAGCAGAGGCGUGUGUUUAAAUGAUGUACUUCGUAUUGGCAGAACAUAAAAGCCAGAAUCCAGAAGGAUUAUUAUUGAUUA
Camelina sativa (false flax) is the source of this 3767-nucleotide messenger RNA. RefSeq names its product nuclear matrix constituent protein-like protein (gene LINC2). The record is from RefSeq and is a predicted model, not a curated record. NCBI's taxonomy places the organism in Eukaryota, Viridiplantae, Streptophyta, Magnoliopsida, Brassicales, Brassicaceae. Gene Ontology annotation, biological process: nucleus organization. Gene Ontology annotation, cellular component: nucleus.